Molecule: messenger RNA, 1681 nt
Organism: Aspergillus candidus
Lineage: Eukaryota; Fungi; Ascomycota; Eurotiomycetes; Eurotiales; Aspergillaceae
Product: putative proline utilization protein PrnX-like
Exons: 1
Coding region: 263-1681 (472 amino acids)
Cellular component (GO): cytoplasm
Source: RefSeq, a predicted model, not a curated record
UGUUAUAUCGUAAAUAAAUCCAUACAUCAAGAGCUUUAGGACACGCUAUCCAUUGACGCAUCUGUCAUUAAUUCGGGUGGGGAAGUGUGGCAAGGUUGCAACCAUGUUUACCAACCUCGGGCCACCCCACCCUCUGACGUCCUUUGUUCCCCUCAUCCCUCUUCGUCUCAUCCUCUCCCAUCCAUGUGCAAUUGAGCACUCCAAACCCAAUACAUUCUUUCCUCUCAUGCUGGCAAUCAUAAACUGACCCCCCUCGAUCCCAAUGCCACUGACCAUCCUCUCGGAGACGCAGCUCCGAUCCCUGCUGCUCUCACUCACCCGCGAAGAGGUCUUCACCUUACAACGAAACCUCGCCCUCGCCCUCCGAGACUACUCCAUCGGCAACCAAGACUCCGGCUGUUCCGCUGUCUACCAACCGCGACGGACUGCAAUCACCCGACAAAAUGGCUGUACGACCCUGUUCAUGCCGGCCAGCACGGGCCACUCGAUGGGGAUGAAGGUCAUCUCCCUGCAGGAUGCAGACACCGCGGGCUGUUCGACGGACGAUGGGCCGGAGCCAUUGAGGGAAGAGAAGGCGCCCUCAGAGACACCAGGGACCCGGGCGUCUGUGGCGUCCCUGGAGUCCGACCUUAGCGAGUUGUCCGUCUCCUCCUCGGGUGGCGGCAGGGCGAGUGAUCCGGGCGGGUCAAUGAGCCAGUCGAGCAGCAACUCGAUCGAUGCGGGGUGUGUCAAUCAGCAGCCGGUGGAUACGGGGAUGUCCGGAACGCUGGGGGCCUGGCCGGGCGCCGGGAGUCGCGACACCUCGCCGCAGGGCUGCCAGAUACUGCUGGAUGAUUCCAGCCUGCCGUUUGGGAUGAUCAACACGCACGAGCUGACCCCGUUCCGCACGGCGUUGACGGCCACGAUGCUGCUCAACAAGCGCAAGAAGGUGCGCUCGGUGGUGGUGUUCGGCGCCGGCAAGCAGGCCUACUGGCACAUCCGGCUGGCGUUGGUGCUGCGUGGGGCCGACAUCAAGCGGGUGUUCAUCAUCAACCGGUCGUUUGAUCGGGCGGCGGAGCUGCUCCGGGACAUCUACGCGCCUGAGAACGCGGGGUGGCGCGGGGAGGUGAAGUUCUCGGCGAUCAGCAGCGACUUCGGCGAGUACGCGCGGGUCCUGCACGACACGCUGCGCAAGGCCGACGUCAUCUUCUGCUGCACGCCGUCGGUGCAGCCGCUGUUCCCGGCGGAGCUGCUGACGUCGCGCGAGGGCCGCCAGAGAGGCCGGCUGAUCAGCGCGAUCGGGUCCUACAAGCCGCACAUGACGGAGCUGCACCCGGACAUUCUGCGUGAGGAGGUGAAGGUCUCGACGAGCCACUGGCAUUUCCACAAGCACGUCCGUCACAGCGGGGUGGUGGUGGUGGACAGUCUCACGGGGGCGAUGAAAGAGGCGGGUGAGAUCGUGCAGGCGGGGAUCCAGCCCCAUCAGGUGGUUGAGCUGGGCGAGCUCCUCAUGGUGCGGUACCAGUCGCAGGGGUCGAGUGCGGACAACGACGACGAUGCGAAGAACCUGCGCGAGUGGGUGGAAUCGGGGAAUGUCAUCUUCAAGAGCGUGGGGAUGGGAUUGAUGGAUUUGGUGACGGGGGGAGAUCUCAUCCGGCUGGCUGGAGAGAGGGGAGUGGGGACGUUGGUUGAUGAUUUUUAA